AUGGCUUCCCGCCGUGCCUUUGUGUCUUCAGCUCUGCGCGCCUCAGCUGCCGUCCGCCCCGCGCGGCCUAUCUUCUCUGUCGCAGUGCGUACAGCCAAGCCCUCAUUAGUACCCCGAGCUUUUGCGCCCUUUGCCAGAUCGACACGAGACUAUAGUGUCAAGACAAGUGAACCAAAGCAAUGGGAAUUUGAAGAAUUGAAGAACCUCGUGCAGAAGGGCGCCAAUGACGAGAUUAUCAUUGUUGACGUUCGAGAACCGCACGAGCUGUUCGAGACCGGCAAGAUUCCCGGCGCGAUUAACAUUCCUAUCACAACAGCAGUACAGAGCUUCCAUAUUCCCGAAGAGGAUUUCGAGGAGAUGUACGGAUUUGAGCGACCUUCGAAGGACAAGGAGCUGUUGUUCUACUGUAAAGCUGGUAUUCGCGCAAGGUCAGCCUCACAAUUGGCCAACCAUGCUGGUUGGAAGAAGACGAGCGAGUAUCCCGGGAGCUGGCUCGACUGGGCGGAGCACAACGGACCCGUUGAGAAGGUUAAGAAGUACUAG
This is a messenger RNA of Fusarium coffeatum, 543 nucleotides long. RefSeq lists its product as uncharacterized. The coding region runs from base 1 to 543 and encodes 180 amino acids. Gene Ontology annotation, molecular function: thiosulfate-cyanide sulfurtransferase activity. The record is from RefSeq and is a predicted model, not a curated record. NCBI's taxonomy places the organism in Eukaryota, Fungi, Ascomycota, Sordariomycetes, Hypocreales, Nectriaceae. Gene Ontology annotation, cellular component: mitochondrion. The transcript is spliced from 2 exons.